UUCCCAUUAUAUUCCACUGACAUUUCAAAAUUGUGUUCUCAUCCAAGUUUUUGGCAGCCGGAAAAAGGGGCGGGGAUUAAGCAGAAGUUACAACGCAUAUACUGAGGAAGUGGACUUGAACGAAAAACAUCCUGCAGUCAAAAUUAAGUUAAGGAUGUACAGUACAGAGGCGUUAAGAGCACACAGGGGGCCGCACUUUUCGGUGGACAGGAGAAGGAGCAGCAGAGUGGCAGUGGUCGCUGGCCGCUGGUUAAGGACGUACAAUCCGAAUGUGGGCGUGUGUAGGCGACCCAUUAGCCCGCACUACGGUAGCUAUGCUCCAGAUGGCACCCGCAUGGGUGUCCUGGUGGAGCUGCUCAAGGAUGCAACCCGCAGGUCGCAGCUGGACGAACUACUGCUGCUGGUUGCACCCGGAAGUAGCUCGCAUUCGCAGAAGAUUCACUGCUUCGAGAAGGAGACGCGGCACCAUCUCGGAAUGAUGCCCACUACGGAAUCGGAGGUGGACAUUCUGAGGGAGUACGAGGAUAUGCUCCAGUACCAGCUGAGGUUCACCAAUCAGUACUGCUGCGUGAAGCGAAUGACCUGCGACCGGCAAAUCAUUGCGAGAUUCUUCGAUCGCAGUUGUGGUGGCAUGGAAACCGAGGUGCAUCCACUCUUUGAGAGCUUUCCGAACUUCAGUUACCCUGCAACGGCGCCCAGGGAGUUCAGCAGUGUUGGGAUCCAGGUGCAGAUGAGCAAACCGCAGAUCAGGGCUUUGUGGAAACCCAAGAUACCUGUUCACCUGCGAAAUCUGGAAUGCAUACGACGAUCGCAAAGGAUUCUGUCACUGACGAACUUUAGGAAGCGCUCCCGACCUUUCCUGUAGCUCCUGAUGAGUGCUGUUGAUUUUGAUGCAAUCUAGAAAAGAUGUCUCUUUUUUUGCACUGUAUUUUCAAGGACAGUUUUAUAGUUUUGUCAAUGUGUAAAACCAUUACAAGCGAACUGUGAUUACAAGUAAUUAAUAGGGUAUUCAACGGAAAUUGAAAAUAAAUCCAUAGAUAAAGAA
Drosophila santomea is the source of this 1045-nucleotide messenger RNA. RefSeq lists its product as uncharacterized. The record is from RefSeq and is a predicted model, not a curated record. Bases 155 to 865 code for a protein of 236 amino acids. The transcript has 2 exons. NCBI's taxonomy places the organism in Eukaryota, Metazoa, Arthropoda, Insecta, Diptera, Drosophilidae.